This is a messenger RNA of Setaria italica (foxtail millet), 2759 nucleotides long. Its product is annotated as probable cyclic nucleotide-gated ion channel 6. The record is from RefSeq and is a predicted model, not a curated record. The transcript has 9 exons. The coding region runs from base 384 to 2564 and encodes 726 amino acids. Gene Ontology annotation, biological process: transmembrane transport; potassium ion transport. Gene Ontology annotation, molecular function: protein binding; voltage-gated potassium channel activity. Gene Ontology annotation, cellular component: membrane. Lineage: Eukaryota; Viridiplantae; Streptophyta; Magnoliopsida; Poales; Poaceae.
UCUCUCGCCUCGCCUUCAUCCCUCCCCCGCUCCCCGCCCCGUGCUUUUUCCCCUCUCGUCCGCUCGCGGCCCCAACCCCGGACUUCCAGCGGCGCACCGCCCGCGAGCUGGGCGCCAACACCUCCCUCUAUAAGCUCGAAUCCGCACGCCGACGCUGCUGCCGCCGCCGCCGCCCAGGGCAUUUCUGGCGUGCAGGGUGGCUUCUUGGAACAUCAGAUAAGAGUGGAAAUCAUAUAGGUUCCUUGCAUAAUGGUUUGAUCGACAGUUUGGGGCUCCUUAAAGCUGUAGAUGCUGACUGGUGCCCUUCGCAUUAGCUUGGCACCUACUUUGAGAUAGAGGUGAAUGCCACUGCAUAUUCCGUUGUACUUCGAACUUUGGUAAGAAUGUUUGACGGUGCUCAGAAAGCUCAAUACAUGGAUGGACACAGGGAAAGGUUCAUUAGGCUGGAGGAGUCAAGCCCGAGGUCAUCUGUACCUUCUGAAGUGGGAGGUGGAAGUGCCUUGAGGUUCAGCAUGCCUGGGUUUGGCUAUGGUUCAUUUAAUGCACUAAGAUCUUUCUUGUCAGGUGUCAGAAAGGGCUCUGGAAGACUCAAGUCACUUAGACAAUCGCUUACAUCUGGUGCUCCUAAGACCGCAUUUGCGGAAGAUCUUAAAUCAUUUAAGAAGACUAUAUUUGAUCCCCAGGACAAACUUCUUUUUCGGAUGAAUUGGGUUUUUUUCUCGUCCUGUAUUAUUGCUGUUGCGGUGGAUCCACUUUUCUUCUUCCUACCCAUCAUCAACAUCACCAAAGAUGGCAAACCAACCUGCAUUGGUAUAGAUAAAACAUUGGCAGUGGCAUCAACAAUAAUACGGACAGUUAUUGAUUCUAUCUAUUUUAUACGCAUAAUUCUUCAAUUCCGCACUGCUUAUGUUGCUCCAUCUUCUCGAGUAUUUGGAACUGGUGAGCUUGUGAUUGAUCCAGUGCCAAUUGCUAUGCGGUACAUUAAAAGUUACUUCAUAAUGGACUUAUUUGCGUUGCUACCACUUCCACAGAUUGUUGUUUGGAGAUAUCUCCACAUUUCAGAUGGUCCAGAUGUACUGACUACAAAAAAUGCAUUGGUGUGGGUUGUCUUGGUCCAAUAUAUUCCAAGGUUGUUACGGAUUUUCCCUGUGACUACAGAUCUGAAAAGGACAGCUGGUGUUUUUAUUGAAACUGCUUGGGCUGGUGCUGCUUACUAUCUUCUAUGGUUUAUGCUGGCUGGUCAUAAUGUCGGUACUUUGUGGUACUUUUUAACCAUUGAGCGUGAAGAUGACUGCUGGCAUUCAUACUGUCAUCUCAAGGAUGGAUGUGAUAGCAACUACUUGUAUUGCAGUGCUAAUCAUAAUGGCAACUAUGGCAGUUGGUUUAGUAGUACCCAAGUAUUCAACCAGUGUAAUGGUACUGUUAAUAAUCCUUUCAACUUUGGCAUCUAUCAGCAAGCACUGGUGUCUGGAAUACUUGGUCCAGGAAACUUUAUCUCAAAGUUAUGCUAUUGCUUCUGGUGGGGAUUGCAAAAUCUAAGUACACUUGGUCAAGGGCUUGUGACAAGCACAUACCCUGGAGAAGUGCUAUUCUCUAUUGCAAUAUGUGUUCUUGGAUUAAUUCUUUUUGCUCUCCUCAUUGGUAACAUGCAGAGUUACCUACAAUCAGUUGCUAUACGCCUUGAAGAGAUGAGAGUUAAGAAACGUGAUGCUGAGCAGUGGAUGCAUCACCGUUCACUGCCACCAGAGAUCAGACACCGAGUGAGGCGGUAUGAACGUUAUCGGUGGUUGGAAACCAGGGGAGUAGAUGAAGAAAGUUUGGUUCAAACUCUUCCAAAAGAUCUCAGGAGGGAUAUCAAACGUCAUCUCUGUUUGGGAUUAGUGAAAAGGGUACAUUUGUUUGAGAAUUUGGAUGAACGAUUGUUGGAUGCAAUAUGUGAGCGGUUAAGACCUGCCUUGUACACAGAAAAUGAAUACAUUUUGAGAGAAGGUGAUCCAGUGGAUGAGAUGCAUUUUAUUCUCCAUGGUUGUUUGGAGAGUGUAACCACUGAUGGUGGACGAAGUGGAUUCUUUAACAAGGUCCAGCUAAAGGAAGGCUCUUUCUGUGGUGAUGAGUUACUCACCUGGGCAUUGGACCCCAAGUCGGGCGCUAAUUUCCCAGCUUCCAGCAGGACCGUCAAGGCACUCACUGAGGUUGAGGCAUUUGCCUUGUGCGCCGAGGAGCUGAAAUUCGUGGCCAGUCAGUUCAGGAGGCUGCACAGUAGGCAAGUUCAGCACACAUUCAGAUUCUAUUCCCAGCAAUGGAGGACUUGGGGGGCCUGUUUCAUUCAAGCGGCAUGGCGCCGCUAUUACAAAAGGAAGAUGGCGGAGCAGCGACGCAAGGAAGAAGAGGCAGCAAGCCGGCCAAGUAGCAGCCACCCUAGCCUCGGGGCGACUAUCUACGCUUCUCGUUUCGCGGCUAACGCGAUGCGAGGGGUUCACAGAUUAAGAAGCAAGGCUGUCCCCGCAAUUGUCAGGCUACCAAAGCCCCCAGAACCAGAUUUUGGUGUCGACGAUGCUGACUAAUGAAGCAAUCACACUGAACUCGGUCGUAAUUGUACUCUAUGGUGUCUAUAGAUUGUGUACAAAAUUUUAAACACAGAACAUAACGGAGGACCAUAUCUUGUUUGACCUCUAGAGAAAUGCAAAUGUAUAAUUUUUGACUUACUGGAACCCCAACGUUGCCAGCUAUAGCCAGUUAUCAUCUGUGUCAAGUGAUCU